AUGGUAUCCUCCAUCGGAUUCGCGGCCGUAGUUGCUGGACGCAAGACACCCAAUUGGACAUUGCAUGAGGAAGGAAAAGCUGACUGCAAUACAGAGUUCAGCAUCGACGGAGAGGAUCUGAAGCAAGGAGGCCUUGAAUCACCCUCGCUUGCUGCUAUGCUGAAGCUUGUUCUCGCUCAGACUAUCCUCUACCACCUGGCAAGCAACCUUGUCAAAGCCUCAUUUCUGGUACAAUAUCUUCGCCUCUUCCUAGUCAUCCCUCAGAUCGUCUGGAUAUGUAACGUGCUUCUUAUCCUGGUCUUCGGUGCCACGGCUUGGGGCAUCUUCGGUAACAUCUUUCUCUGCGAGCCUGUGCAGAGUUACUGGAAUGUCACGCUAUCAGGAAAAUGCAUGAACAAAGAAAACCACUUCUGGUCAACGAGCAUCAUCGGUCUCGUACUCGACUUCUCCAUUUGGGUUCUGCCUAUUCCCGUAAUUGGGAAGCUGAAUUUGCCCAGUCGGCAGAAGCUUGGACUAGUCGCAGUCUUUGGGCUUGGUGGAUUCGUCUGUAUCAUAACACUGCUACGAUUGGUGCUGGUACAUGACGCAGCGAAUGACGGUGAAGUCACAAAGGCGGGUACCUACGCUAUAAUCUUCUCGACUAUCGAGGUUAACGUCGCCAUCAUCUGCGGAUCGCUGCUUGUCAUGAAGCCUCUGAUUGCACGCCUCCUGCCAGGUAUCAUGCCCGAGCAACCAAUGACCGCGGCGGAAGACGAACGGACAUGCAGAACCUUGACCGGAUUGCAUCUACUCAGUGGAGGCACGGAGGGUGACGUGGAGAAGGCGCAAAGGGGCGGGAGGCGCGACACCUUGAUUGAGUCGGAUGCGUUCGCUACGACCAAAGAGAUGAAGAGGCUCAUGAAGGGGCUGGGGAACAGCAAGCGAAACACUACGUAG
Molecule: messenger RNA, 936 nt
Organism: Alternaria hordeiaustralica
Lineage: Eukaryota; Fungi; Ascomycota; Dothideomycetes; Pleosporales; Pleosporaceae
Exons: 5
Coding region: 1-936 (311 amino acids)
Source: RefSeq, a predicted model, not a curated record